Molecule: messenger RNA, 1929 nt
Organism: Aureobasidium namibiae CBS 147.97
Lineage: Eukaryota; Fungi; Ascomycota; Dothideomycetes; Dothideales; Saccotheciaceae
Product: cyclophilin-type peptidyl-prolyl cis-trans isomerase
Exons: 2
Coding region: 1-1929 (642 amino acids)
Biological process (GO): protein peptidyl-prolyl isomerization
Molecular function (GO): peptidyl-prolyl cis-trans isomerase activity; protein binding
Source: RefSeq, a predicted model, not a curated record
AUGGCAGAGCCAACGGUUGUCGCAUCGCCUCAAGGCACCAAGCGCACCAGAGAUCAAGUCGAGGCCGAGGACGCGACUCGGCAGAUUGACAAUGCGACCAAUGAAGACGCCGAUUCCACAUCUUCGGAUGACGACGACGACAUUGGUCCAGCACUGCCUUCAGCAGCGGCUCCCAAGACUAAGAAGCGUAGGAAACUGCCAUAUGAGAAACUCUACGUCGCCGCUCUGCCUGCCUCGCCUCGCUACUCGAAGUCCAUGAUGCACCAAGACCAACUAUGCUUCAAUACCUUUACACCUCAUACCGACUUUCUCAUUACCACCUCAAUCGACGGCGUAGUCAAGUUCUGGAAAAAGGUUGCAGAUGGGAUAGAGUUCGUCAAGGAGUUCAAGGCACACGAGGGAGAGGUUAGGAGCGUCAGUGUGAGCGCUGAUGGUCGUAGUUUCGCGACUGCUGGUGUCGACGGCUCUGUCAAAAUCUUCGAUGUCAUCACCUUCGAUCUCCUGGCUAUGCUCACUCCCGAACGCGCGCCCAGAUCUGUGUGCUUUGUACACGGCCGCGGUGCUUCUCUGCCACUAUUGGCCGUUUCUCACGAACAAAGUCCUCAAAUCACCAUCUACGACGGGAGAGGCGAGAACACGACGCCCUUGUACGAGCUGGAGAAGUUACACAAAGUUUCGGUGUCGCUCAUGUCGUACAACCACCAUCACGACUGUGUUGUAUCUGUCGACGAAGGCGGCAUGGUCGAAUACUGGAGUCCUACCAGCAACUACGAAAAGCCAGACAACGUCUUUGCUAUCAAGAGCUCAACCAACUUGUUUGACUUCAAGAAGGCCAAAUCCGUUCCCUCAUCCAUCACCAUGUCUCCUACUGGCCAGCAGUUCGCAACCAUGUCCUUUCCCGAUCGCAAAGUCCGCAUCUUUGACUUCCCUACUGGCAAACUGUACAGAACCUAUGACGAAUCACUUGCUACCAUUACCGAAAUGCAGCAGGCCGGGACUGCUAUCGACAGGUUAGACGAUGUCGAGUUCGGUCGAAGACUGGGUGUUGAGCGUGAAAUUGAGCAUCCUGCCGUUCGCGCUCGUAUCAAUGUUAUCUUUGACGAGACCGGCAACUUCAUCCUUUAUGGUUCAAUCUUGGGUACAAAGGUCAUCAACACUCUAACGAACCGCGUUGUCAAAGUCUACGGUAAGGAGGAGCCCUUUAGGGCUCUGAACUUGGCCCUCUACCAAGGUCAGCCUGAGAAGAAGGGUGUUGUCACUGUACAGAUGGCUGCCAGUGAUAACCCUUUGUUGCAACAAGCUGAGGCUCGUGACUCGAUGCUUGUCGCAACAGGAUCAGGAAAAGUGCGCUUCUACAUGUUCACAAACGAUACCGACGUCAACAAAUCUGACCGCGACGUCCAUAACGAAAAACCGCGUACCAUCGCGACGAAACAACAAGCAGAGGCAGCAAAGGCCCAGACAGGCUCCUCCGCUACUAUCCACACAUCUAUGGGCGACAUUCAGAUACGUCUGUACCCAGAGCAUGCCCCGAAAGCAGUCGAGAACUUUACUGUUCACAGCAAAAACGACUACUACAACGGCAUCAUCUUCCACCGCAUUAUCCGCAAGUUUAUGAUUCAAACUGGUGACCCUCUAGGUGACGGUACUGGAGGUGACAGUAUAUGGGGCAGCAACUUUGAAGAUGAAUUCACUCCUGCUUUGCGUCACGACAAGCCCUACACAGUCAGCAUGGCAAAUGCUGGUAAGAACACCAAUGCCAGUCAAUUCUUCAUCACAACAGAAAAAACGCCGUGGUUGGAUGACAAGCACACGAUUUUCGGGCGCGUGGUCAGAGGCAUGGACGUGGUCCACAGAAUUGAAAAUGCUAAGGUGUGGAAGGAGAAGCCGAUGGAGGAUAUAAAGAUCAUUAGCAUCUCGGUGAGCUAG